This is a messenger RNA of Temnothorax curvispinosus, 3435 nucleotides long. RefSeq lists its product as uncharacterized. The record is from RefSeq and is a predicted model, not a curated record. Lineage: Eukaryota; Metazoa; Arthropoda; Insecta; Hymenoptera; Formicidae. The transcript is spliced from 10 exons. Bases 1 to 3435 code for a protein of 1144 amino acids.
AUGACAGAUCGAUUGAAAACGUCAGAUUAUCGAGACUCGCGAUUAAUUGUUUCCCCAUCGAUAUCUAUCUUUUCGAAAGACCCCGAGAACACGGAGGCGGCCGAUCUGCAGAGGAAGCUGGAAAUGCUGAACAACAUGAUGGACCAGGAGGCGCGGGCCGAACAGGCACGAAGGCAGAUAUUGUACAAUAUAGGCCACUCGGGAUACUCAGAGGACUCCGACUACACGUCGGAUUUGAAUUAUCCAGUAGGUGGGCAGGGCGCGAACAGCUCGGCCUCGCAGUUUCGUACGGCGGCUAACCAAUUGGCUACACCUCAAAGGUCCCUCGAGACGUCGAGAGAAAAUAGUUACGAGAGAGACGAUCAUCAGAUUCCAGUCACCGUCGGAGGAAGGCUGGCACCUGGUAAUUACGGAAGUUACGGAGGUUCGGCUCACAGUCCGAGAUAUGACGAGCCAUAUCCGGAGGACGGUCUACCGCAGCGGUACUUGCAGGGCCAGCAGCAUCCUUCAGAGUCUUCCGAGCCACUCUUCUACAACAGUAGACCGAAGCACUAUAAGGAAUACAGACGACGGAAGCACACGUGGGAUUACGAGGACAGCCAAGACGGCUGGUACAGCGAGGGUACAUACGAUUAUCGUAGCACGAGGGUCGAUGAUACGAGAAUUUAUAGCGAUACUGAAUAUUACUCCAACAACACGACGUCUACUACAAGAAGACCGAGAGGAAAAGCAAUUCCGUAUAGAAGACCGUCUCUGGAGAGACAGAUGACCCUAUACGACGAUCACUCGUAUUACGCUGAUGGAUAUAUCGACGGUAGAGUGGGUAAAAUGAGCGCCACGUAUCCGGAAUGCGAGACGGAUAUUAGGUAUAACGAAUACUAUGAUACCAUAACGGGAUACGUCUAUCAGGAUGAGAGAUAUGGUCAGGACGAUGAGGACAGACAGUGGGACAGUGGAGGGAAACGAUUCUUAGGAACAAAUACGCACUAUGAAAAUAAACGAAACCGAAAGACGCUUCCACAGAGGCCGGCUUCGAGCAUCGGUAUACAUCGGCCGGACUACAGACCCACUGUUACCAGACAGCGUAGCUAUGAAUCGGAUGAGCUCGACUAUAACGGAUAUAAUACUCGUCGCCGGAAGAUCUUGCAGCCGCAGCAACGUCCGAUGUCGCGGCAGGAGGGUGGCACCGGUAAGAAACUACCUCCGACCCCGACCAAACCGAGCAACGUGGUGAUCAACCGUAAGCUCGCUUCUCUGCCCGCUACGCCGAGCAGACAACUGCCAAAGACUAGAACGCCCUCCGAGGAGAGCUACUACAAAUCCGACUAUAAUGAGGACUAUAAUUACGCUUAUCGUAGUCAGGACAAUCUGCCGCAGGACACGUAUACGGAGAACAUUUAUAGCCAGCAGCAGAGCAGUCAGACCGACUCCGUUAACAAGACUCGGUAUCCCGAGGUAAAUCAGGAUAAUCAGUACGGUUAUACGCCGCAAGUCGAUGGCCAAUAUGGUCAAUCGUAUCCAGAGCAACAACAAAUGCCGAAUAGCUACGAACAGACAACGUACGCGCAACAGAACUCAUACAAGGACGAGUACCAGCAACCUUACGCGCAGCAAAACACUCAGGCGUAUCAAGAAGCGUAUCUGGACACGACAUAUCCAGUUGCUAGCCAGGCGAACGAUCACCAGUACGCGAAUCAGGCAAAGAAUCAGUACGACAAACCCGACGGCAUGAUAAUUGAGGACAAUUAUCACGAGAUGGGCUUUGAUCAGAACAACGUUCAAUAUCAACAGCCGGAAUACAAGCAGCAGGACGUUUAUCAAGAGCAAUACGACGAUUACGGUGUUACUACCGUGCCGACGAGCGUUUACGAUCAAAAUAACGUCACGAACACCUAUAAUCAGUAUCAGCCGGAACAGUAUGAUUCCCAGUACAAUAUCAAUACGUCGACCGAUUAUCAGAAGACUUAUCAAGAGACGUAUAAUCAAGUGCCUGUUACGUCACAGGAUAAUUAUCAGGAAUCCUAUACCAAGCAGCCGCAGGAAGAUUUCGUAGACUAUCAUACUCCGUAUAGUAAGCAGAAUGACGUGCCUACGACGUAUAAUUAUCAAGAGUCGUACGACGAGUAUCCAGACUCGUAUCAAGGGUCCUUUGAGGAGCAGCGUUACAAAGAGGAUACAGCGACGGCGACGGACAGAAGACAGAGCGAAGUGCCUGAGCUAUCCGUGACCACGCCACGAGGUCAGACAAGACCGAAUGGUUAUCCAUCGAGCGAAUCGGAAUAUAUCUAUCAGUCUCAAGAAAAUGAAGAUGCGUUGAGCAACUCGAGAAGAAAGAAACUCAGCAAGCGCGAGGCCAGUCCGCUUCUUCAGCAGAAUACGGACUCGCUCGAGUCGAAGGACGACGAGCUGAAGGACUCGUUCGAAACUGCCGUGAGCUCCAACAGCAGUCAACUCAAGAAGGCGUACAGCGAGUACUCGACAGCGGGUGACUCGAGUCCCGCGCCCGCCACCUUAGUUGAGUCUCCUCAGAAUGUCGCUCAAUCACAGGCGAUGACGAUAGGCAAUCAUGUGACGGCCAACCACGUAACCACUACCGCGAUGGUCCACACCACUACGAAUAUCGUGAACGGGAAACGACCGUUGGCCAGAACGGAUUCCUAUCAGGAGGAUAUUAUCGAUGAUGAAGAUUAUCCAGAGAUUAUUCCUAAAGAGACACAGCGAAAGGAUUCGCAACUGUCGCAUCAGAAUCAGCACUCUCAGCAAACGCUCUCGCAGAAACCGAAACUCACGAGAGGGGACUCUUACGUCUCGGAUAACUACACCGAGGAUUCUUACGGUCGUAGAGGAUCGUACGCUCAACUGCCUAGAAAGGAUUCUUUCUCGUCGACCACUGAAGUAUUCAAACCGCCUCUCACCAGGACCGAUUCGUAUCAACAGAAAGAACUACGAGGUAGCAACUACGGACAUAACUUUACGCCGCAUCCCAUCUCCAGAGCGGAGAGCUAUCAACGCGGUCACUUCAAGGAUCAGGAGUCGAUAGAUCAGAGCGAUAUUGUUCUCAGCAACACAGUGAACGGUGACUACCAGAUGCGGGACGAGACUCUUGAGAGGUACGAACGAGGUGAGGAAGCCUUACUUCGUAACUCUCGUGAGGACUCACUUGAUCAGUACAAAGAAACUCCGCCUUUGUCGCAUAUUGAAAGCCCGCGAGGGAGUAUAAUAAAGCAGGCGUCGUUGGAUGAAAGCGUUCAGAUGGACACUCCGCCGAGAAGUCCGCCAGAGCCGCCGGCCGACGAGGAACUCCUCGGGAUGGUCGGGGUCACGCCGGUGCCCACGCAACUGAAGGAACGUCCAGACAUGACGGCGAGGCAACGGUGGCACUGGGCGUACAAUCAGAUCAUCAUGCAGCUAAACGUACGUAAAAUUAAGACCUAA